CUUCCAGGCCUACAACAACAACACCAACAGCAACAGCAGGAAUCAUCUCCAAAUAUUACCUCCCUCUUUUGCCCACCUUUUCUUUUCUCUCUCUUCAGCCAAAAACCAAAUACAAAAACAAAAACAGAAACAUGGAAACAACCCAACACAAUACGAACACAUCACAACCAACCACUGCUACUCUAAUCUGUCUAUCCAUCUUUCUUCAAUGGCCCAGCUGGACCAAAGGCUAUGUAGAGGGAAAAGAAAAGAAAUAAAAGGAAGAAAGAAAUGGGAAAGAAAGUGAAGAGAAGAGAUUUAUAUGGUUUUCAAAGGUCCUCCUAACCAAACCCACCUCACAAAAAACUCUCUUUCACUUUCUAUUUCUCCCUCAACAACAAUACACAACUCAUAAAACAAAGAUGAUACCUGAAAUGCCCUUCUGCAACGCCCCCAAAAAAAUCCAAUCUUCAUCACUGUCUCUUAACUCUCAAAAGAAAAGAAAACAUUUUUUUCACCGAAAAUUAUGUGGGCUUCUUUGGGUUUUCUUUCUUUGUCUUGGUCAGAGUUUUCACAGAGAAAACAGGAAAGCGAAGCAAGGCAAAAACAAGAACCUUCCUCUCUCUUCCUUCUUUAUCUUUCUUUCUUUCUUUUCUUCAUUCAGACUUGUCUCCUUUUUCUUCAUUUUCUCUCCUCAAGCUCUGUCCUUUUUCUGUCUCUCUUUCUUUCUCUCUUCUAGUCUCCAUUCUUUGUGAUCUCAUCAUGAGGAAGAUGAAGGGUGCUGUUCUUGGAGCCUCUAUGGAGAAUUUCAAAGCGCCUUCUUUUCCUGUUUAUGAGGACAGAAGAGCCAAUUUCAGGCAUCAGAGUCUCAUGCAAGACUAUGAAGAGUUGUUAAAGGAAACUGAGGCCACAAAGAAGAAAUUGCAGAUGAUGAAACAGAAGAAAAUGACCUUAUUGAGAGAAGUCGAGUUCCUGAGGAGACGGCACAAGUUCUUGAUGGAAAACCAAUCUCCGAUUUCUUCAGCCCGUAGGAAUCCUGUGCAAGCUUCGAAUUCUAAACUUCAAGGUAAAAAAAAGGCAAAGGAAAGGAUUUAUGGUAGGAAGGAAUCUGCUUUGCCUCUAUCAGCUUUAGGUUUUGAUCUAAACCAUAAGGGAAAAAUAUACAAUGAAAAGGAAGCUACUUUGCGAAACCCAGUUCCAGUUUUUGACUUAAACCAGAAGUUGAAGACUUACCACAGAAAGGAACUUCCUUUACAAAUUCCCUCGCAUGUUCUUGAACUAAACCAGAAGGAAAGGUUUUGCAACCGAAAGGAAGCAGCUACAAACUCAACUGCAGUUUUUGACUUAAAUCGGAUAUCGCAAGAGGAGGAAGAACUACAGUUCAGUGGCGAGCCAUGGAGGAAAGAUGAAUUGAAGAAAAGUUUAGCUAGAGGUGGAAGUGAUGAGCAGCACAAUGACAUGAAGCUAUCAGCUUGUAGAAACGUCGGAAACGGAGCUAACCGAACAGGGAAGCGUAAAAUUUCGUGGCAAGAUCAGGUUGCCUUGAGGGUUUGAGUUCUUACUAGUUGUGUGUACCGCAAUUUAAGGUUUUACAUCUUGGUGGGCUUGGAAUGUUUACCUUGCACACUGCCUUAGGAUGAUUACCUAUCAGUUUUCUUUUUCCAUGUAAAGAAAAAACUUUAGUAUUCUAUAAUAAAUAUCUGAUGUGCCGUUUUGUGAUUAA
Messenger RNA from Mangifera indica (mango), 1702 nucleotides. RefSeq lists its product as uncharacterized. The record is from RefSeq and is a predicted model, not a curated record. Lineage: Eukaryota; Viridiplantae; Streptophyta; Magnoliopsida; Sapindales; Anacardiaceae. The transcript has 4 exons. The coding region runs from base 742 to 1533 and encodes 263 amino acids.